CGCCGUAUUCACCGAGCGAUAGUCGUCGAGAUAUUAUAGAGAACGCGAGAUCGCGAUUAAACGUGGAAAUCUUCGAUCGAUCGAUUCGGUUUCACUCGCCAAUUCCUUAUCGGACAGUAUUAAUAGUUUAGGCUGACGACUACGGUCUCGUAAUUAGGUUCUUCGAAAAUAAUUCUCAGUGAAACAAUGUCUUCAGUGAUGUAUGAAUCCUUGAGCGACAAAGUGGCGAUGUUCAACCAAUACGCGGACCAACACAAGGACAAGCAGAACAAGAAUCCGUUCACGUCCGGAUUGAACCUCGAGAAGAAGACGUUCUCGAAGGAAGAGUAUGGCAGACCGAAAGCCGGCUCUUUAACGGACAUCCGCGGUCGCAAAGCUGCCGCGCAUAUCCUCAAAGAAAUAGUCGAACUCUGCGAGAUCAUCUACCAAGAGGGCACGCCGUGUCGGGACCACCCUGAGAUCACCGCGAUCACGUUCGGCGAUCUGUUCAACCUUUACACCCACAUCAACGACAAAUGCGUCGGACUUCUAUUGAGGGCCAGGAAACAAAAGUUGCUUGACUUCGAAGGCGAAUGCCUUUUCCAGAGGCGGGACGACGACGUGCCAAUAUUCCUGGUGAAACCGAUCGCCGAGAUUCGCCAGAUGUUGAAGCAACGACUACAGGAGAUGAAAGAGUCGACGCCAGUCAGUUAACACUUACCCCUUCCGCUAUGCUCCCCGAUCGUUCGAGCGAUUGUUAACGCGUUGUUGUUCCGCCUCUGUCCCUCCUGUACCGAUCCAAACGACCGUAAAAAAACGCAACGCGUGCCGACCAUAUUGUAUAGCAUGUAAUUCGUAGCAUGUAAUUUUUGAGUUCGAGAGUGCAUAUCUGAGCCGAGUGAUUGUACCUUGACGCGCGCUAUGACGUAGGAUCGAUGUAAGAAAUCGAACACCUUGACAUGUGAUAUUCUAUAGGAUACUAGGAAUAAAAAUGAGUUUUUUCUAGAA
This is a messenger RNA of Megalopta genalis, 987 nucleotides long. Its product is annotated as actin-binding Rho-activating protein. The record is from RefSeq and is a predicted model, not a curated record. Gene Ontology annotation, biological process: positive regulation of transcription by RNA polymerase II; positive regulation of Rho protein signal transduction. Gene Ontology annotation, cellular component: sarcomere. NCBI's taxonomy places the organism in Eukaryota, Metazoa, Arthropoda, Insecta, Hymenoptera, Halictidae. Gene Ontology annotation, molecular function: actin binding.